Molecule: messenger RNA, 1753 nt
Organism: Blepharisma stoltei
Lineage: Eukaryota; Ciliophora; Heterotrichea; Heterotrichida; Blepharismidae
Source: the annotation of a GenBank genome assembly
AUGCAGAGUGGCAUGAUGUAUUUUCUAUAUAGAAUUCAAGCAAAAAUAGCAACAUGGGAGCGCGAUUCUCAUGAACUCUACGACUAUAACACAAACGAAAUAAUAAACACCACAAUCACUACCAGUAACCCAUGCUAUUUAUUACGUAAUGGAAACGAACUUCAAUUUUCUCAGUCUUUAAUGCUCCCUCCUAGCACCCAUGCAAUGAAAUAUGAUUCAAAAAUAUAUACGCUCGAAAGUAAUUUUAAAAUAGAAAAUAUAGCGAUUUCACCUGUAGAUGCAGUAGAUGGGAAAAAACUGGAAAGAAAUCGAUAUGAAAAACUAUGGCUUGUUGUCAAUGCACUGAAGCCAGCAAAUGGAGUAAAAGGCUAUAAACUAGCUGAAGGUGACGUAAUUAGGCUUGGAAGACUGAAGUUUAGAGUUAAAGAAUUAAAAGGAACGCCUAGUCCAGGACUGGAAGGGUUCAGCAUGCACGACAUGAUGAGCAUCAAUGACGGCAGUGACGAGUUACAAGAAAGCCCGAGCAGUCGAAUGUUCAAACUUCCAUGCAAAAUCUGCUUACUCCAUCCUUUAAAUUUAAAUAAAAAAACUGGUUUCAAUUAAAACAAAUUGUCAAAGGCAAAUUUAUAAAUAUAGAUUUAAAAUGAAAACUUUGUUUAAGUCGUAUUUUUAGUCAUUUUGUAUUUAAAUCAAACAAAUUAUAUGUAAAUUCCGAGAUCAGAGACAUAGAUUGGGGGUAUUUAAGGUAUUUGGAUAAAAACUAUUAUUUUUAUCUGAAAGGAUAAUGCAAAGAAGGUUAAUUUACCCAAUGGAAAUAUUAAAGACAGGAUAUUCCAAUUAAAGAGGAGAGUUAAGCGAAGCUAACGAAAUUGACAAUCCUUUAAUAGCUCCAUGCAUGUGUGCUGGAACUAUGAAAUACAUCCAUAUCAAAUGCCUGCAGCAAUUUUUAAGAUCAAAACUUUCAAGCAGAUCCACCGACUCCACCAUCUCAUUUUCAUGGAAAAAGUUGUGCUGCGAUUUAUGCAAAAAAGCUUACCCUUAUAAGAUCGUCAUAAAUAAACAAAUAAUUGAGCUUGUAGAAAUCCCAAAGCCACCAGGCCAAUACAUCAUUAUAGAGUGCUUAUGCAAAGACAAAAACUCUAAUAAAGGGCUUCAUGUGAUAAGUUUCUGUAAUAAGAGCUUUGUGAAAAUGGGAAGAGGCCAAGACUGUGAGCUGAGAGCGAAUGAUAUUUCAGUUUCAAGGCUGCAUGCCGUCAUUAAAUUUGAUAAAGGGAGUUUUUAUCUGCAGGAUAAAGGAGGGAAGUAUGGGACACUCAUACAAAUAAAAAGACCAAUUAUAUUGGACACGAAUUUAGUUUUCCAAUGUGGGAGAUCACUGGUGAAAUUUAAUAUCAAGAAGCAGUGGAGCUUAAUUCCUUCAUGCUUUAGGGUUUCUUAUAAUUUUGAUUCUUUUGCAAGACCUUACCCGUCAAGUCAUUUGCCACUACUUCCGAUGAAUACUGGGAUUCCUUUAAGUGUGAAUGACCCUUACGAGUUGCUUGCAAGAGCUGGGCUAACGCAUGGCCUACCAGAGGAUUAUAAGACACAUAAUAACUUAUUGUUCGAGCAUAAACAGCUAGGGCUGAAUAGCUCGUAUGAAGGAGAAGAUGAUGAUCCAAUGGAUAAUGAGUCCAUUGAAGAAGUGCAGAUGGCAGAACUGUCAGAUGUAGAAUCUGGAAAUGAAGCGACAAAUCGCUAUGAUGUCUCGAUGUAG